Trichoderma citrinoviride is the source of this 306-nucleotide messenger RNA. RefSeq lists its product as hypothetical. NCBI's taxonomy places the organism in Eukaryota, Fungi, Ascomycota, Sordariomycetes, Hypocreales, Hypocreaceae. The annotation marks the transcript as partial. The transcript has 2 exons. The record is from RefSeq and is a predicted model, not a curated record.
UCCCCACCGAGCCAGAUCACUGGCAGCAGUCCCCCAACAUUGUCUACAUUCUGCAUCUCCUCGAGCAGCCAGCAACUCAUGCGUCAUACUGUCGUCCAUACAUACAUACGCACAUACUCGUACAUACAGACGGCUCCGCUUGCUGCUCGCCGGCCAACCGAUUGCGGACGCAGUCCCAGCACAGAUCCCUUCCCCGUUGCAUCAUGGUACGUACGAGUUACGAGCGCCGCCCCGUUCAUUGCCGUCUCGCUUAUCUGCUAAACCGUCAUUUCUUCUCCGUAUUGUCCCAGUCCUUGUCCACUACGU